This is a messenger RNA of Hordeum vulgare subsp. vulgare (domesticated barley), 1392 nucleotides long. RefSeq names its product glutathione S-transferase F10-like. The coding region runs from base 73 to 1146 and encodes 357 amino acids. Gene Ontology annotation, molecular function: glutathione binding; glutathione transferase activity. NCBI's taxonomy places the organism in Eukaryota, Viridiplantae, Streptophyta, Magnoliopsida, Poales, Poaceae. Gene Ontology annotation, cellular component: cytoplasm. The transcript is spliced from 2 exons. The record is from RefSeq and is a predicted model, not a curated record.
GCUCACACAUUUGCAGCAGCAUUCCAAUUCAGUCUCGAGCUUCCGCUUCACACUCCGGUUGAGUCGAGUACAAUGGCGAGCGUGAAGGUGUUCGGGUCGCCCAUGUCGGCGGAGGUGGCCCGCGUGCUCAUGUGCCUGUUCGAGAAGGACGUGGAGUUCCAGCUGAUCCGCGUCGACGCCUACCGCGGCCCCAACCGCAUGCCCCAGUACCUCAAGCUCCAGCCCCUCGGCGAGGCGCUCACCUUCGAGGACGACAACCUCACCCUCUCCGAGUCGAGGGGCAUCCUGCGGCACAUCUCCCACAAGUACGCCAAGCAGGGCAACCCGGACUUGAUCGGCACGGGGGCGCUGGAGCGCGCGUCCAUCGAGCAGUGGCUGCAGACCGAGGCGCAGAGCUUCGACGUCCCCAGCGCCGAGAUGGUCUACAGCCUCGCCUUCCUGCCGCCCGCCAUGCCGCAGAAGCUCAACAACGGCGGCGACGGCAACGGCAAUGGCUACGGCGCCAACGGCAACGCCAUUGGCGGUAAUGGCAAUGUGGCCGCAGUGAACGCGUCGGUGAAGCGCGUGGCGGCGGGGGCGGCGGGCACGGCCAAGGAGGAGGAGAUGCGGAAGGUGUUCGAGAAGAGCCAGAGGGAGCUGGAGAAGCUGCUGGACAUCUACGAGCAGCGGCUGGAAGAGGCGGAGUACCUGGCCGGCGACAAGUUCACCAUCGCCGACCUGUCGCACCUGCCCAACGCCGACCGCCUCGCCUCCCACCCGCGCUCCAGCCGCAUGUUCCAGCGCCGCAAGAACGUCAGCCGCUGGUGGGACAAGGUCUCCCAGCGGGAGGCCUGGGCGUACGUCAAGAGCCUGCAGCGCCAGCCGGCGCCCAACGGCGCCGGCGCCGACGCCGCGCAGAACCAGCAGCAGCCGCGGUCCGGCGAGGCGCGCAACGGCAGCAACAACUACCAGCGCGACCAGUACGCCGACGCGCGCGACGGCGGCAGCAGCAACAACAACAGCAACUACCAGCGCGACCAGUACGCCGACGCACGCGACAGCGGCAGCAACAGCAACAACUACCAGCGCAACCAGUCCGGCGAGGAGCACGACGGCAGCAAGCACAGCGACUACCAGCAGAGCCGGUCGGGCGACGCGCGGUACUGAUCGACGACGAGUGCGAGCCAUAUACCUGAGAAUGAACUGAUAAUGUGUUCCCGUCUCUGUCUGAUCGGCUGCAGGCCUGUCCAGUUCGUCGCAAUUUGCUUCUUUUGUGGGUGCAGGCCUGCCUGCACGUCUGUGUGUUUUGUUUGCACUGCUACUGUUUUUUCCCCUACCUUUAUUUAUCGCAAUGGGCGUCUAUGGUGUAAUAAAAUGUUUGCCACUUUCUUGAUGAAAUUGAAGAUUUUGUUU